CAUUGCUCCGUUGUCUGACUCGGCCGCAACCUCUGCUUGGGCCUUGGGCGGCUCGCCGUGGACACGCGCAGGCUCAGCGAGCCGGGGCCACACCCGGGUGUCCGGGCCGCGCGCGUAGGCGGAGGCGGGGAGUCGCCUCCUCCCCAGGGCGGAGCGUGUGUCCGUCCAGCUGGGCCGGGCCCAGGUGGGGGUGGCCCCGUUGCAGGCCCGGGCGGGGCGAUCCCGUUGCUCGGAUCCUGCUGGGCGCGGCUCGUCCAACUAACUCCACCGCAUCCCCGCUGUGCGCUCCAGAGGCUCGAUCCGCGCGCCGCGUCCCCGCUCCAAGCAGACCCCACCUGCCAGCACCGAGCCGUCGCGUCGCCAUGGCCCAGGUUCUCAGAGGCACUGUGACAGACUUCCCUGGAUUUGAUGAUCGUGCUGAUGCUGAAGUUCUUCGGAAGGCCAUGAAAGGCCUAGGUACUGAUGAGGAGAGCAUCCUGACUCUGCUGACAUCCCGAAGCAAUGCUCAACGCCAGGAAAUUGAUUCGGCAUAUAAAACUCUGUUUGGCCGGGACCUUCUAAGUGAUCUGAAGUCAGAAUUAACUGGAAAAUUUGAAAAAUUGAUUGUGGCUCUGAUGAAACCAUCUCAGCUGUAUGAUGCCUAUGAACUAAAGCAUGCCCUAAAGGGAGCUGGGACAGAUGAGAAAGUCCUGACAGAGAUCAUUGCCUCAAGGACUCCUGAGGAACUGAUGGCCAUAAAGCAAGUCUAUGAAGAAGAAUAUGGCUCAAGCCUGGAAGAUGAUGUGGUGGGGGAUACUUCGGGUUACUACCAGAGGAUGUUGGUGGUUCUUCUGCAGGCCAAUAGAGACCCUGAUACUGGAAUUGAUGAAGCUCUGGUUGAACAAGAUGCUCAGGCUCUGUUUCAAGCUGGAGAGCUGAAAUGGGGAACUGAUGAAGAAAAAUUUAUCACCAUCUUUGGAACACGAAGUGUGUCUCACUUGAGAAGGGUGUUUGACAAAUACAUGACCAUAUCAGGAUUCCAGAUUGAGGAAACCAUUGACCGAGAGACCUCUGGUAAUCUAGAGCAACUUCUUCUUGCUGUCGUGAAAUCAAUUCGAAGCAUUCCUGCCUAUCUGGCAGAAACACUUUACUACGCUAUGAAAGGUGCUGGAACCGAUGAUCAUACCCUCAUCAGAGUUGUAGUUUCCAGGAGUGAGAUUGACCUGUUUAACAUCAGAAAAGAAUUUAGGAAGAAUUUUGCCACCUCUCUUUACUCCAUGAUUAAGGGCGAUACAUCUGGGGACUAUAAGAAAGCCCUCUUGCUGCUCUGUGGAGGAGAAGAGGACUGAGCUGAGCCUUAGCCUGGAGAGAGACCCUGCACUGUGCUUGCCACCGACCUCUUCAGCAUACUCACCGCAUCACUGCUGCAGAGUCUACAUGCCACCUUAUUCAUACUACCAUGUAAAAGUGAAUGAUGGUUAUGCCAUAGGUGAACCUAUAGACGCUUCUUGCUCUGUGAUUGUUACCAUGCUCAAGUACUAUGUUAUGAAGUCUAAAGCCUGGCUGAUUUAUAUGGAUGUUCCUAAGUCUAAGGCCUGGCUCAUGUCUAUUGCCUUCAGAAGUUAGACUAAUGGCUUUUACCUUUUAAAGAAAACCUCAUUUAUAUGAAAGUAGCAGCCAUAUUGCCUCACUCAGAACCUUUGUUUGAGAUUGUGAACUGGAAGUAUUCAUCAGUUUGCUCCUAAAAUUAUCUGGAAAAUAAGGU
Messenger RNA from Suncus etruscus (white-toothed pygmy shrew), 1744 nucleotides. It is a transcript of the gene ANXA5, whose product is annotated as annexin A5. Bases 363 to 1328 code for a protein of 321 amino acids. Lineage: Eukaryota; Metazoa; Chordata; Mammalia; Eulipotyphla; Soricidae. Gene Ontology annotation, molecular function: calcium ion binding; calcium-dependent phospholipid binding. Gene Ontology annotation, cellular component: cytoplasm. The record is from RefSeq and is a predicted model, not a curated record. Gene Ontology annotation, biological process: negative regulation of coagulation. The transcript is spliced from 13 exons.